AUGGCAUUUCAGGCUAGUGAACAAGUUCUUCUAAAGGUGUCACCCAUAAAGGGGGUAAUGAGAUUUAGUAAGAAGGGCAAGCUUAGUCCUCGAUAUGUUAGAUCAUUUGAGAUUCUUGACUGUGUAGAGCCAAUGUCUUAUAGAUUGGUCUUACCCCCUAGAUUAUUCGGAGUUUAUCUAGUGUUUCAUGUGUCCAUGUUGAAGAAGUAUCAUGGUGACAAAGAUUACAUCCUAAAAUGGGACUCAGUGUUGUUAGACAAGGACCUUCAGUAUAAGGAGGAACCGAUUGCAAUUCUUGACCGUGAUGUCCGAAAGCUGAGGACCAAGGAGAUUAAAUCCGUGAAAGUUCAAUGGAAGCAUUAUCCGAUUAAGAAAGCUACUUGA
Solanum stenotomum is the source of this 384-nucleotide messenger RNA. RefSeq lists its product as uncharacterized. The transcript has a single exon. Bases 1 to 384 code for a protein of 127 amino acids. The record is from RefSeq and is a predicted model, not a curated record. Lineage: Eukaryota; Viridiplantae; Streptophyta; Magnoliopsida; Solanales; Solanaceae.